Chrysochloris asiatica (Cape golden mole) is the source of this 1416-nucleotide messenger RNA. It is a transcript of the gene MKRN3, whose product is annotated as makorin ring finger protein 3. The coding region runs from base 1 to 1416 and encodes 471 amino acids. The transcript has a single exon. Gene Ontology annotation, molecular function: metal ion binding; ubiquitin protein ligase activity. Gene Ontology annotation, biological process: protein polyubiquitination. The record is from RefSeq and is a predicted model, not a curated record. NCBI's taxonomy places the organism in Eukaryota, Metazoa, Chordata, Mammalia, Afrosoricida, Chrysochloridae.
AUGGAAGAGCCUGCAGCUCCCUCAGAAGCCUCCGCGGCCGCAUCUGCCUCCUCCGGGACCGAAGCCGUGGUAGCAGGGCAGCAGGGCUCCCGGCCCGGCCUCCGGGCGCCUAGGGCCGCGGCUGCGCUAGGCCCGGCCCCUACCUGUGCGUCACGCCGCGUGCUGGCACCGGCCUCGGGGGGCGGGGCGAGACUAUUGGGGCUCCGGGACCGGGCCAGCGGCAGCUGGACCAAGCUGGUGGCCUGCAGGUACUUUCUGCAUGGGCUGUGUAAAGAAGGGGACAAUUGCCGCUACUCGCACGAGCUCUCCAGCCCGACUGGGGCCUCCGUGAGCCGCGCGCCCCCGCCCCAGGCCUCUGAUGACAGCGGCCCCAGCACGACUGCGCAGAGCGGCUCCCUGACUCAUGGUGGGGCGGAAGCCCCCCUCGCUGCUUCCUCAAGCUCCUGGCCUCCGAUUGGCUCCCAUGCAGAAAGGGGUUUCUUUGAAGAUGAGCCUGAGUGGGAAGGCUGUGCAGCCGCCGGAGCGGGAGCCGGAGCCGGAGCCGGAGCCGGAGCCGGAGCCUGGUGCGAUGCGGUUGAGUUUGUCCCCGGGCAGCCUUAUCGGGGUCGCAGGGCUCCACCCGUCCGGGAGACACCCCCCCAGAGCUCGAUGGUGGGGAAGGAGCAGAUCGCCGCGGGCAGGGGGGAGCAGCUUUGCCCCUAUGCUGCUGGAGGCGCGUGCCCUCGUCAGGAGAGAUGUACCUACCUCCAUCGAGAGCCCUGCGACUUGUGUGGGCUGCAGGUCAUGCACCCGGUGGAUGCUGUGCAGAGGGCCGAGCACACCCGGGCCUGCAUAGACGCGCACGAGAAGGAUAUGGAGCUAUCGUUUGCUGUGCAGUGCAGCAUGGAAAAGGUGUGCGGUAUCUGCAUGGAGGUGGUCUAUGAAAAAGCCCACCCCAGCGAUUGCCGCUUCGGCAUCCUCUCCAGCUGCAACCACACCUAUUGUCUCAAGUGCAUUCGCGCCUGGAGGCGAGCCAAGCACUUCGAGAACAGGAUCGUCAAGUCGUGCCCGCAGUGCAGGAUCACCUCCAACUUCGUGAUUCCCAGUGAGUUCUGGGUGGAGGACGAGGAAGAGAAGCAGAAGCUCAUUCAGCAAUACAAAGAGGCGAUGAGCAACAAGGCGUGCAGGUACUUCGACGAAGGAAGGGGCCGCUGCCCGUUUGGAGAGCACUGUUUUUACAAGCAUUCACACCCUGAGAGCUCCGGAGAAGACUCUCAGAGGCAGGAGGCUGGAACAUCCAGCAUUUAUGGGAAUCAACUUUUACAGGGCAACAUGCCCUUGAAGAUCAAGGAAAUGGAGAAUGGCACACUUCGUCUGGCCAAGCUGUUGUUGAAGCUUCUUUUUAAACUGGACAAAUAUUUCCGCAGGAAUCUGUAG